Messenger RNA from Vicia villosa (hairy vetch), 2574 nucleotides. RefSeq lists its product as uncharacterized. NCBI's taxonomy places the organism in Eukaryota, Viridiplantae, Streptophyta, Magnoliopsida, Fabales, Fabaceae. The record is from RefSeq and is a predicted model, not a curated record. Gene Ontology annotation, molecular function: nucleic acid binding. Gene Ontology annotation, biological process: DNA integration. The transcript is spliced from 4 exons. Bases 1 to 2574 code for a protein of 857 amino acids.
AUGAACGAUAAGGAUGAGAAAGUGGAAACAUUGGACCCACCAAAAGAAGUGAAGGAAACAAAGACGGAACUAAAACUACUACCGGCUCUUCUGAAAUAUGUCUUUUUAGAUAAGGAGGGAAAGAAACCAGUAGUUAUUAGUUCAAAGCUAACUACGCAAGAAGAAGAAAGACUACUUCAAAUCCUACAAAAGAAUAAAGCUGCAAUCGGAUGGGUCUUGGCCGAUUUAAAAGGUAUAAGUCCAGCAUAUUGUAUGCACAAAAUCAUGUUGGAAGAAGAAUUCAAACUGGUAGCUCAACCGCAACGAAGGUUAAAUCCAACUAUGAAAGAAGUAGUAAGAAAAGAUGUAGUCAAACUAUUGGAAGCAGGAAUGAUUUAUCCAAGUUCAGAUAGCGCAUGGGUGAGUCCAGUACAAGUAGUGCCAAAGAAAGGAGGAAUGACAGUCAUCAGUAAUGAGAAGAAUGAACUAAUACCAAUAAGAACUGUCACUGGUUGGAGAAUGUGCAUUGACUAUCGUAGACUCAACAAAGCCACGAGAAAAGAUCACUUUCCUUUUCCCUUCAUGGAUCAAAUGCUUGAAAGAUUAUCCAGACAAAACUAUUACUAUUUCUUAGAUGGAUACUCCGGAUACAAUCAUAUUGUAGUCAAUCCAGAAGACCAUGAGAAGACACCUUUCACAUGUCCCUUUGGAAUUUUCGCAUAUAGAAGAAUGCCAUUUGGAUUAUGUAAUGCCCCAGCCACCUUUCAACGGUGUAUGCAAGCAAUCUUCUCCGACCUCAUUGAAAAGAGCAUUGAAGUAUUCAUGGAUGAUUUUUCGGUGUUCGGAAAAUCCUUUGACAUUUGUCUAGCUAAUCUAGACGAGGCACUAGGAAGAUGUAUUGUACUAGGACAUAAGGUAUCUUCAAGAGGGCUUGAAGUGGACAAAGCCAAGGUGGAGUUAAUCUCAAAAAUUCCACCUCGAGUAAACAUAAAAGGGGUAAGAAGCUUUUUGGGUCAUGCGGGAUUCUAUCGAAGGUUCGUAAAAGAUUUCUCGAAGAUUGCCAAACCAUUGAGUAACUUACUCAACAAAGGUACGUAUUUUACUUUCGAUGAAUCAUGUGUCCAAGCUUUUAAUGAGUUAAAAGAAAGGCUAGUUACCGCACUUGUGAUCGUAGCACCUGAUUGGACAAAACAUUUUGAACUUAUGUGUGAUGCUAGCGAUUAUGCCAUAGGCGCGGUACUAGGCCAAAGAAAGGAAGAAGUAUUUCACGUUAUACACUAUGCAAGCAAAGUUUUAAACGACGCUCAAGUCAAUUAUGCCACUACAGAAAAAGAGUUGCUAGCCAUAGUGUAUGCCCUUGAAAAAUUCAGAUCCUAUCUCAUUGGAACAAAGGUGGUGAUUUACACGGACCAUGCGGCCAUUAAAUAUCUGCUAACUAAACCGGAUUCGAAACAAAGGCUCAUUCGAUGGGUUCUUCUUUUACAAGAAUUUGACUUAGAAAUCCGCGAUAAAAAAGGUUCAGAAAAUGUGAUAGGUAAGGAUGGCAUACUCAGAAGGUGUGUGAAUGAAGAGGAAGCCCAACAAAUCCUUUGGCAUUGCCACAACUCUCCGAGUGGUGGGCAUUUUAAUGGAUGGAGAACAGCAACAAAAGUUCUCCAAUCCAGUUUUUUCUGGCCAACUAUUUUCAAAGAUGCACACCACCAUGCGAUAAAUUGUGAUAAAUGCCAAAGAGUUGGAGGGAUAAGUAAAAGAGAUGAGAUGUCACAUCAAACCAUGAUCGAAGUUGAAGUUUUUGAUUGUUGGGGGAUCGAUUUCAUGGGACCUUUUCUUCCCUCAUUUACUAAUGAAUAUAUUCUAGUUGUUGUGGAUUAUGUUUCCAAGUGGGUUGAAGCUAUCGCUACUCCAAAAGCGGAUGCCAAAACGGUUGCUAAAGUGUUGGAAAAGUGCGGCGUCAAUCAUAAGAUUGCCUCACCUUAUCACCCUCAGACCAACAGGCAGGCAGAAAUCUCUAACAGAGCAAUAAAGAAUAUCCUAGAGAAGACAGUCUCGAUAUCCAGGAAAGAUUGGUCCGCAAGGAUUGAUGAUGCUCUUUGGGCAUACCAGACUGCAUACAAAGCCCCCACUGGUGCAUCGCCUUUUCAAAUGAUUUAUGGUAAGGCAUGUCACUUACACGUAGAGAUAGAGCAUAAAGCCUUGUGGGCUCUACAUUUCCUUAAUAGAGAUGACAGCCUAGCAUUUAAGAAAAGGAAAGAACAACUCCAUGAGCUAGAAGAGUUCAGGUACUUAGCAUAUGAGUCCAACAAAAUGUACAAGGAAAAUAUGAAAAGAUACCUUGACAAGAAACUUAAAAAGAAAGAGUUUAAGGUUGGAGAUCUUGUGCUUCUGUUCUAUUCAAGGCUAAGAUUAUUUCCCGGUAAAUUGAAAUCUAAGUGGUCAGGACCAUUCAUGGUCAAAGAAGUCAAACCAUAUGGUGCUAUUGUCGUUGAGGAUAGCAAAACCAAAGAGAGUUGGACGGUCAAUGGAGAAAGACUGAAAGUUUACCUUGGGGGAGAAUUUGGUAGGGAAGUGUGUAUUAUUGCACUUCUGAGUACUUAA